This is a messenger RNA of Coregonus clupeaformis (lake whitefish), 3788 nucleotides long. RefSeq names its product tetratricopeptide repeat domain 23 (gene ttc23). The transcript has 12 exons. Lineage: Eukaryota; Metazoa; Chordata; Actinopteri; Salmoniformes; Salmonidae. The record is from RefSeq and is a predicted model, not a curated record. Bases 499 to 1758 code for a protein of 419 amino acids. Gene Ontology annotation, molecular function: protein binding.
UCGGAGGUCACGUGACAUUUGAUCAGGCAGUUACAUUUAGCUCUUUUUGAUUUUUAAGUUUUAUAUUAGUGGAUGCUUGCUUGUAUAAUCAAACCGAGCUAACUGUUUGUGGUUGUAUGAUGAAUACAACCAACAAAAUAAAAAAUAAAAUGUCGCGCAUCGAUUUAUGAUGAACCUUUGCUCAUCACUCUCACUGCCGUAUCCACGACAACGGAUGUAAAAAAGAAACAAACAUGGCAUGAAAUUAUUCUGCAAAAGGUUUCUCUUUUUACAUUAAAAUGAAUUAUAAUUAUCCAAUGACAAACACACGCUCCAAACCAGGACUUGGAUUAGUUGAAGGUGAAGAAUCAAUGAUGCUGCUGGUGCUGCUGCUGCUGAUGAUGAUGAUGAUGAUUGUGAUACCCAUGCAGAUCAUUUGAAAGCACCAGAAGCAUUAGUGGCAACUCAGGGGAAUUUCCUCAUAGUGAUAAAGGAUUGGCAAGUGUCUCUCAGAGAGGAAUGGAUGACAUGGGAGAGUCUAUGAUGAUGACUCCUGAGGAAAAACUUACACAGUAUGACAGCAGGGCCCAAGCCUUUGCAGACACUCAACAGUUUGAUGCUUGUAUCCAGGACGUUGUCCGCUGUGUGGCUCUUACAAGACUGGUGUACGGAGAUGGGCACCUGAAACUAGCCCAAGCCCAUGUCAGACUGGCUAAAGCAUACCUACAGUUUAAAGGCUGGGCAGUGCAGGCCCAGGAGCACUCAGCCAGAGCCAGUGACCUGCUCCCCUUCUGCACCCCCAGCUCCACCAGCCGGGAAGACAGGGUCCACAUCCUCACCUGUCUCCUCAACAUAUACCUAACACAGGGACGCGCCUCUCUGCUGCUGGCUAAUCUUGAGGAAGCAGAGUCUAAUCAUCGAAAAGCAGAGAGGAUUGUGGUAGAACUUCAUCAGCUAGGAGGCAUCAGCCAGGAGGAGAAAAUGGAGACUGAGUUUGAGAUAUCCACAUCUCUGUCCAGGGUGUACCAGCGGCAGGGCAGGUCAGAGGAGGCCCUGGGUCAGUGUGAGAGUAGUCUGCAGCUGCUGGAGGACUGGGCGAGGCCAGGUCAGGCCUGCUCCGUCUACAAGGACAUGGCUGCCAUCGAACAGGCCCAAGGCCGCCUCGACAGAGCCAUAGAGCACCUCUCUAAGGCUCAUGCCAUAGCUCUGAGUCAGAGCCCUGGGGGUCUGGAUGGGGCUCACAUCGCUCACAGCCUGGCCUUGGCCUACUCUACUGUAGCAGAGCCCCACCACAAUGACUCAGCAGCACACUACUAUGAGGAGAGUCUGAGUACAUACAGGAGCUCCCUGGGCCCACAGGCUACUGUCACCCUCAACCUUCAGGAUGACUACUGUCGCUUCCUCCUCCUCACUGGGCAGCAAGAGAGGUGUGUAGAGAUCCAGAGGGAGUCCCUGGCCCUGAAGAGAGAGACGUUUGGUGACCUGAGUCCUGAGGUGGCUGACACCCUGCAGCUGAUUGGAGGGGUGGAGAUGACCCAGGGCCAGGUGGAGCAUGCCCACAGGACCAUGAGCAAGUGUCUGGACAUUCAGAGUGUCCUGUAUGGCCCUCAGCAUAAGAAGACAAGAGCCACGCAGAAGACAGUGGACAUGCUGGCCCAGGCACCCGAGGUUGCUGGGAGACAGAGGAGGGAGGGCAGCCUGAAAACAAGGCCUCCUUUCUGUGCAGUCCUACCUUCCUAUAGCAAGGCAGGAGGAAAUGCCAACAUGUCGGACUCCUAACAUGCCAUCAGAGCUGAGCUGGAUGAAUGGGCCUUGGCCCACUAAGAAAAUAAAGCCUCUCCCUUUGUCGCAAGGAGAAAUGAGAUGAAUUGGAAAUGGAUCAAGUAAGACCCCUGGCAACCCUUUCUGUUUUCAUUGUGCAUUCUCUGAGAAAUUAGUGUCAGGCUGUUGGCAAGACUAUGCAGACAGAACUCCUCAGAAUGAAGGGAGGGGUCUACAGCUCAGAGAAGAGCUGCAGCAUAGGACUCUCUGUCCCUUCCAUUUCUCUCUGUGUACACAACGAAGAGAUUCCAUGUUAUGUUUAUGUUGUACUAAACUGUACCAUUGUUGUUGAUUUUGACAAAUAAAUGACCCAAGGCUUAUUAAUAAAGACUCAAACUCAGGAAACACACUCAAGUAGUAAUUUAAUUGUUUUUGCAAUAUGAACCGGUGUCCAAACAACGGUUGAAAACUGAUUCUGACUAAAUUCCCCCAUCUUUGUUAAAAGAAGAAUAAAGUAGGUUAAUGCAUGAAGCACUUCCUUUCAAUAUGUGAAUUACACCAAUGAGUCAUGAGGGUAGCACAUCCCUUUUUAAACAUUCAACAUUGAGGCAUAAAACGCUCUUUUGCACUGCAACGUGUACAGCACCAGUUUUGUGUUUAAACACGGCACAUUGGAUAGUUUGGAGAUUUAAUUUCACCUACAAUGUUGCGUAUCAAAAAGGACUGCCUUUUUGACAAUGUUCUUAAACACAAAAUUAACCUACAGUAUAUGUGUUUUGACCAAAUUGAGUGUUUUAUAAAAGUAUUUCAUGCUAUAUUCACACAAUAAAGAGACAUUUAAGGACUUGUACUGUGAAAGGCAAAACCUUUUUUCUAAUGUAUCUGGGCACUUAAGUACAAGUGCAACAACAAACCAUUGUUAUAGCUAACAUCUUUUAACUCUAAAGUGCUCUACUUUAGGUCAUGUGCAUUCAGCUUUGUCACAAUACAAUUUGUAAAGCAAUUAUAUUGUAUUUCCACACUCUUUAUGCUCUUUUAUAAUAAGACAGUGCCAAGUAAGCAUAAUGUGAAAGAUCUGUGUUCGGUGUUUCUGAACUGUUGCAUAGGAGAACUCUAAAGCAGCUUAUUGAGGAAGAUGACAGGGGUUGUGAGGUGAAGCCAUAUUGGAGGUACUUUAGUUUUUCCACACGCACACACACGCACACAGGCAGGCAGGCAGGCAGUGCUACUAAGCUGGUGCUCUGGUCCUAAAAUAGCCACGGUGGUACACACAUUAACUCACCUCUGAGCCAAGGUGAAUCCUGACACUGGUCACCAACACAACAUGGCUCAAGCCGAGGCAAUGCAUAUGUACUGUGGUUUACUGAAAUUAGAUAUACAGGUGUCAUCUCAGACACUAACCAUCUGCUUAUCUCCUCAUUCUCUCUAGCUCUCUGUGUCUCUCCUCAUUCCUCAAGUUCACUCCGCCUAGUUUAAAGCCUCUGUCUGUCUUGCUACCACUGCCUCUACAAGCAGAGAAAAACACCUCUCUUUGGAAAUCAAGAUGGCCGGAUUACUUCUCGCCCCUCUAAAGCCAUUUACAGAUUAAAAGAUCAUGGUGAGGGAACCGGAAGGAUAAACUAUAAAACACUUUAGAGGGACAAUUAUUUUAAACUUAUUAGUAAUGUCAAACAUGUAGGAAAAUACUGCAUUAAUGCCAUGUUUGAUUGGUUUUGCAAAGUGGUGAUCAGAAUCACUCGAUAACACCCCAUUUGAUUUUACAAAUUGCAGUUUAUAUUUUUCUUUGCAUUUCCAAUUCAAAUGAUUCAUAGAGAGUAGAUUUCUUUUGACAAGACAUGAUACACUUACUUUUAUGCCCCAUCAUAAACACAUUCUAAUAUAUCCAUCAUAAGCAUUGUAUUGGAGGGUUCCACUUCUUAACCACAGGAAGUCCCUCAGGAACAAACCACUAGCUUUAAAUGUGGUUACAAAUAACAUGGCAUUACAGGAAACAAUAGGUGUAGCUUUUGUUUUCUUCUAGCUACGUUUUAAGACAGCAACCUUAACCA